AUGGACAAAGACAAAUCGGGCGAAAUCAACAUGUUAGAGUUCUUCGACUACAUCGAUUUGACGCGAAGUCGCUUUUCAGAAAAGGCGUUUUCGGUCAUGGAUCGGAAUGGUAGUGGUGAAGUAGAUUUCAUUGAGUUUGUGUUGGCCGUGUGGAACUACUGUACAUUCAACCACGCUAGUCUUGUUCGAUUCGCGUUCGACCUGUACGACGUCGAUGGCAGCGGUGAGAUCGAACACGAUGAGGUCGUGAGGUGUGUACGAGAAGUGUGGGGUAGCGCUUGGGAGACCAGUCCAAACGCUCAAAAAAUCGUGGAGAAGCUAGAUACAAUCAUGGAAAACACGGCAAAUAAUCGCCUCACUGCGAACCUCUUCCAGGAAUUCGCUGUACGGCACCCAAUGCUAUUAUUUCCUGCCUUUGAACUCCAGAUGGAAAUUCAGCGGAAGGUAUUAGGAAAACGGUUUUGGUCGCGCGCGGCCGAGAAGCGUGGGUCGAUUAACGUAACAGCGCUGAACUGGGAUCACGUUAAAGAGGUGACGCUGAUAUCCAGGAAAACUAGUUCCAAGUUGCUCACUUCGAUGGAGGAAGAUCUUAAUACCGAACUGCAAACUAAAACAUCGUCAAAUUGGUAUGGGCGAGGUUCCGGCUUUCGACCUUUUUCUCAUCGGUCAAAACGCACACAUGCCUCCGGGAGCGUCAAUACUUCUGAUAGUGGCGAAGAGGCUCCAGAUAAAGGAGCAAUCAAGCUGCCUGAGUUGAAGCGAACAACGACUCCUGCAAGAAGGGAAAUACGACGACAGUCCGCCCCAGCAGUUACUUGUACUACAAGACGAACGUCUCAUGUCAUGGACCCCAAUGUUGUAAAAGUUGCAAGUCCAAAACAUGGAUCACAGGAUCUUACACACCAAACAAAUUUGCCAGGCGCGGUAUCAUGA
Phytophthora nicotianae INRA-310 is the source of this 933-nucleotide messenger RNA. RefSeq lists its product as hypothetical. Lineage: Eukaryota; Oomycota; Peronosporomycetes; Peronosporales; Peronosporaceae. The transcript has 3 exons. Bases 1 to 933 code for a protein of 310 amino acids. The record is from RefSeq and is a predicted model, not a curated record. Gene Ontology annotation, molecular function: calcium ion binding; calcium-dependent protein serine/threonine phosphatase regulator activity.